AUGGACGCCAUUAAUCGUCCAAAUAUUUAAACUUAUUGCAUUAAUUUAUAUGUUUUAAACUGUUCAAUAUUAAUUAAUUUUAAUAAUUUAUUGUUUUUUUAGUUAUUAUUAAAAUUGUUCUUUACUUUUCUGACAUUGACAAGUUGAAAUAUUAUUGAAAAGUGUGUACCUACCACUUUGUUAUACUUUCAGGUACUACCUAAUACUGUUUGUGGAGAUAGUCUAAUACUCAAUUUUUACAUUUUAAAAUUAUUAUGUUGAUUAUAAAUGUCAAUAAAAUAUGUUUAUUUGUUAUUCAUAUUAAUUAUAUGAUUAUAUAAUUAUAUAUAUAAUAUAUUAUAUAAAUUAAUAUCAAGGCUCUCUAGUAAUGACUGUCUGUGAAAUAAAUGAAUAAUGAUGUACGAUACCGGAUAAUAGGUACGUCGCACAACGCCAUCUCUUGAUAUUUUUAAUUUACCAGAACGGCCUCGUGGUAAUGUUUUGCUUAAAAAUACUCUUAUCAAAACUUUACUGUCUUAUUUUAUCUGUCCGUGGUUUUGAUUGUUUCAACCGCGAUUGAAGACAUCUUACGACCGAAAUUCGUAAAUUACCUAAAUAUUUUAUUAAAUGACUUCCGCGUUGGACGUGAGAAUAGCCACUGCGUUAAAAAAAUUAUUUGAUGAAGGUGCUCUAAUUUCAAGAAUUUACUGUAAAGUAAGGAAAAAAUUUCGAGGAGAGAAACUUUUUAGACGCCUCAAACAAAUUACUGUUUCAAUAAAAAAACUCCAUCAACUAAACAUCUCCGAGGCUAUAUUUGAUAAUGGUGUUGCAACAAAACGAGCUUGUCUGUGGGAUGGUACUCGUAUUUUACCAGCUUUAAGUAUAAUCAAUCGAUUACAGCAGUUCAGUGAAGGUACGGCUCAAUUGAUAGUGAAAGUGCUCCAGAGUGGUCAAUGUUGGUUAGAAAUGAAUAUUGCCUUUGCUAUGGUUAGCAGAGUAUGGAUACUUACCAAAUCGUUAAACAAAUCAUUUUCACUGUCCUGUCAAAAUGUUACACCUCUACCGAAUCAAUCAAAAAUUUCUGAAAACCAAUGGCUACCAAAUGUUGAACUACCUGAAUGUUUAAAUAAUAAUAUAUUAGAAAAUAGUCAAAGUGAGUCAAUUGUGGAACUUGUAGAAAGACCAGGUUCUGUUAUGCGUCGUAAACCAGAACCAGAAGACCCAGUUGUAAAAAAAAGAAAAAGACCCGGAAAACAAAUUAGAAUGUUAAGAGAGAAACAUAAAAAUAAAAUUAAAGUUGUUAAAAAACAAAAAACUAAAUAAUUAUAUUAUAUAAAAUUAUUUUUUUAUGUACAA
This is a messenger RNA of Acyrthosiphon pisum (pea aphid), 1335 nucleotides long. RefSeq lists its product as uncharacterized. The transcript is spliced from 3 exons. NCBI's taxonomy places the organism in Eukaryota, Metazoa, Arthropoda, Insecta, Hemiptera, Aphididae. The record is from RefSeq and is marked predicted. Bases 607 to 1302 code for a protein of 231 amino acids.